Rhincodon typus (whale shark) is the source of this 859-nucleotide messenger RNA. RefSeq names its product oligophrenin-1-like. The record is from RefSeq and is a predicted model, not a curated record. Lineage: Eukaryota; Metazoa; Chordata; Chondrichthyes; Orectolobiformes; Rhincodontidae. The coding region runs from base 464 to 859 and encodes 131 amino acids. The transcript is spliced from 4 exons. Gene Ontology annotation, cellular component: cytoplasm. Gene Ontology annotation, molecular function: GTPase activator activity; protein binding.
UCUUGCUAUGACGGUGACGGGAGCGCUGCAAACUGCAGAGCGCCCCGGGAGGUGAUGCGAUUCGUUUGUGGGUGUGAUAUCCCAGGGAUGAGCUCCUGCAGCAGGACAUAGAGAUAGAGGGUUGGUUGUUAGAGGAGGAAAGGGUGGGGGCAAACUGGCAAGGUCUGUAAAUAUCUGCCACUGCUUUUAGAGUGCCCGGCGUCUUGAGGAAGAGAGAACCUUGAAACAGCAAGGAUACAUUUGGCAACAUUGAUAACAAUUAGAACCACAACCAUUGUUUCCAUCGGCCGCUAACAGCUGAUCAGCGGUGACAAAUCCAGCUGUAAUCGCAUAUUCCAAGAACAGACAGGACUGAGCGUUAAACACCCCCGACCCUCGGCUAAAACAAGGCUGGUAAAGCCGAGGAAGAGUGGGGUGAAAAAAAUUUCCGAGAAAGGAGUGGGUGUAAGAUUGCGAAUCCAACAUGGGCCACCCUCCGCUGGAGUUCAGCGAUUGCUCCCUGGACAGUCCAGAUUUCAGGGAGCGGCUCAAAUCUUACGAGCAAGAGCUGGAGAGGACGAACAAAUUCAUCAAGGAAGUCAUCAAGGACGGCACCUCGCUCAUCAAUGCCAUCAAAAAUUACUCCUCUGCUGUGAUGAAAUUUUCACAAAGCCUGAAUGUAUUUCAGUUUGAAUUCAUUGGAGAUACAUUGACUGACGACGAAAUCAACAUUGCUGAAUCUUUCAAGGAAUUUGCAGGGCUGCUGCAGGAAGUGGAGGAUGAGAGGAUGAUGAUGAUUCAGAAUUCCAGUAACAUGCUCAUUAAGCCGUUGGAAAUUUUUAAGAAAGAUCACAUUGGAGUUGCAAAGGUAUGUGGUUAA